AUGCCGACACUAUCUGCCCGUCACCAGCCGGAACAGCAGGAACUACUGGAGCUGGAGAGUCCCGCAUUUGCGGUCGUCUCGAGCGAUCACCAUUCGUACCGUGCGAGCAGUCUCGGUAAGCCGAACGCGAUCGUACGCCCGCUGCGUCACGGUCGCGAGCAACGGGAAGUGAUCGAGGGUCAGCACAUCGUCAGCCUGCAUCCGGACUACAAACUGCUGCACGAAAUUGAGACACAACUCAGUCGGAAUAAUAACCGGAACAAGGAUACUAGCAGCGUUCACGCCAAUACCGGGCACGAUCGUGGUGAUCCUGCGAAAUUACUGCAGCCAAAGUACGGGCCCGGUGCGAUCGAGAUCGAAAAGACGGAACGGACCGGUACCCGGCAGCAUGAGUUUAGCCGUGAGCUGGACGCCAAGCUGAGGAAGCUACAGCACGAUUCCUCGAAGCGAUCGUCCAAAAAUGGCAGCACGCAGGAGGUAAACGUUAGGAAGCGUCCCCUGUUCAUCACAACCGUCCCGAAAGGUGUGUUCCUGCAGCCAACGAAAGAGCUGCCCCUGCUACUGCCCGGUUCCAGCCAACGGCGUCUGUAUGCGUUCGAGAGCCGGCCAAGGAUUCUGACCGCACCCAGCCUCACCAAUAAUAACAACAACGACAUCAAUCAUCCGAACCACAACCAUCCGGGCGAGUACGUCUGCAAGCACGGUAGCCAUCAUUACGGGAAAGCACCGCUAGCGCCAAGGAUAUCGCACGUGGGCGCAGGCGAGGCUGACGUUGUGCGGAAGGUAGCUGCGACGGAACUGCAAUCGAUCGCGCACGGCCAACAGCAACGAUCCGGCCCACAGUACACCGGUCGCCCGGCAAGAGACCAACAGCAGCAGCAGCAGCAGCAACCGCAGCAUGGCUCCUAUCAGAAUGUGAUGCACGAUCGACGAGUCGUCCGGGGCAGUAAUUAUACCUCAACGAGCAAUCUGCAAGUGGGACAUGUUAACAACUCCCCUAACAUGCCCCGGUGGAAUCCAUAUUUCGGUUACGCUGGUCUUCUAUCAGGAAAGGGCGAUGGCGACGGUUCCCAGAAGGAAGCCGAAGCUCGAAGGCGACAAAUGCUCCGGAAGAAGUACGUUUCCCGCAACCAACGGGGAGUCAUCGGAACGCCACCACCAGUCCGUGGACGACGGCAUGAGACGGUCCAGACGGAGAAAUAUCUUGAGGAGCUCUUCCUGCAUCCUCCGGAGCUAGAUGCCGGUUGUCAGACGGAUCUAUUUCUGCAUCGGCCACCAUCGCCACCGUACGUACCAGCCAAGACCGGUUGCGAUGCAUCCACCGAAAUUUUGGACGGCGAACUGUUCGAUUUCGACAUCGAGGUGCAACCGAUCAUCGAGGUACUCGUUAGCCGAACACUGGAGCAAGCACUCGUCGAGGUGCUGCACGAGGAAGAAAUCGCCGAGAUGAAGCAACAGCAGCAGAAGAUACUAGCAUUGCGCGAGGCUGAGCUGGCCGAGCUGAGACGUCUCGAGCAGGAAGAGCAGAAGCGUCAGGCCGAACGGGAUAGACGCUUUCUGCAGGACAAAAUUGCGCGCGAUCUCGACCGCGAGAUGCAGGAGCGCAUCACUGCGGCCAAGCUGUUGCAGGGCCGGCUAGACGAGAUCGUACCGGAAGUGAUGGCUGCCGUCGACAAGAUCGAGACGGAGAAGGAUCGGGCCGAGUUUGAGCGGCAGAUAACACCAUGGCUAGCGAAGGAGGUUGCGCACGAAAUAGGCCAAUGGAUCGAUGCGAACGAUUUGCUAGAGGAUAUGAUACGAGAAAUUUUACUGCACAAAAAGAAACUGCUGGAAGCGGAUGCGGAUAACACUGCCGAUCAAGAACAGUACGAUGAGGUUGAUCCGGAUGAAGCAGACGAUGAACCGGAACCAGCCGCAACCGAGCAGGAACCGGAUGUAGGGGACUCGGUACCGGAGGAGCCAGCAGCUGAGCCAGAAGCUCCCAACAGUGAUUCCGAGAAAGCAAUGUGA
This is a messenger RNA of Anopheles maculipalpis, 2010 nucleotides long. RefSeq names its product radial spoke head protein 3 homolog B (gene Rsph3). The coding region runs from base 1 to 2010 and encodes 669 amino acids. The record is from RefSeq and is a predicted model, not a curated record. Gene Ontology annotation, cellular component: cilium. Lineage: Eukaryota; Metazoa; Arthropoda; Insecta; Diptera; Culicidae. The transcript is spliced from 7 exons.